AUGAAUCGGAGUGAAGGAAAUACCGUUCGCACUCAGAUAAAAGUUCCUCGCAGCAGAAACUCCGCAUCAGUUACACGAUCCAGCUUCACAACUUUUGACCACAUACGUUCAGUGUGGAAUCAGUUAAAGUUUGGUUGGUCCAUUCAGUUCUGGCCAAAUUUCGAUCAAAAUGCAAUUAUAUAUAUGCUCGGUCGAUGUUAUUUCACGUCUACUUCUGACAAUUCCCCAACUAUCCCAAGAGAUAUAAUUUUGGAUGGAAAUUUUUCAGAUUUUGCUUCAGACUUUGCAAGUAGAUUAUGGUUUACUUAUCGUGAUAACUUCCCCCCCAUAUUAAGAAGUCCUUCUAGUGCCUCUACCAAUAAUAUGCCGUAUUCACUAUCUACCGAAAGACCAGCUUCAUGUGACAGUGAAAGCAUCCAAGCCGAAGCUGACCUAUUUACAACCCAAUCAAAAAACUUAUCGAUUCACAGCAGUAGUCAUUCUAUUUCAUUAUCUACGGACCAUGUUGGGUCAAAAUCCUCGAAUAUCCCGAGUCCAUAUAUUCCUCUAUCUGUUCAGACAUCAGAUUGUGGAUGGGGAUGCAUGUUUCGAUGUGGACAAAUGUUGCUUGCUCAGGCCUUGGUAGUUCAUUUUUUGGGCAGAAAUUGGAGGCUAACAAAAAAUCAAAGAGAUUCGGAUUUCAGCCUUCAAAUUAUCAAAUGGUUCAAUGAUUCUUGGUCCCCAUUUUCUCCGUUAUCUUUGCAUCGUUUAGUUCAAAUGAGUGAUAGGAAACCAGGCGAAUGGUGCGGGCCAGCUUCAGUUUGCUCGGCAAUCUUACGUGUGAUGGCAAAAGGAAGUUCUUUAGACAGCCGCUUAAGCCAAGUACAGGUGUAUUUAGCUCGCGACAGAGUUAUAUAUCGUGAGGAAAUUAUGGAUCUUGCAAGAGGAUCACAUACUUCAUAUCAAUAUCAACCUAAGAUAUAUUUCACUGAUCACACAGCUUUAUAUCGUUCACAAUCUGAUCAAACUAAUGACUCACGCAGCUUCGAACCAACAGCUGUCUUAUUACUCAUCCCGCUGAUGUUCGGAAAAGGAAAUCGCAUUAACCCACAUUAUAUUCCAGUGGUGCUGCGUCUGUUUUCGGAUCCAGCGUUUGUAGGCUUAAUCGGUGGUCGUCGAAAACAUUCCAGCUAUUAUGUUGGUUGUCAAAAUAAUUCGUUAAUUUACUUAGAUCCACAUUUUACUCAACCAACUCAAAAACUGAAUUCCCCUAAAUUUUCAGUUGACUCUUGGUACUGUCCUAUUCCUAAAACAAUGAGUGCAGCGAACCUAAACCCUUCUUGCGCUGUUGGAUUCUACUGCAGGUCUAGACGAGAACUAAGUGACCUUAUUGAUAGGUUACCUAUCCUUAUGUCAGUAAGUAGUCUCCAGGCAUCAACCGGAAGCCGACCAGUUGCAUUCACUGUUGAGGUGCUAGGUCUUGACAAGACAAAAAACAAACCUUCGUAG
Molecule: messenger RNA, 1488 nt
Organism: Schistosoma spindalis
Lineage: Eukaryota; Metazoa; Platyhelminthes; Trematoda; Strigeidida; Schistosomatidae
Source: the annotation of a GenBank genome assembly